Messenger RNA from Salvia hispanica, 1998 nucleotides. The record is from RefSeq and is a predicted model, not a curated record. NCBI's taxonomy places the organism in Eukaryota, Viridiplantae, Streptophyta, Magnoliopsida, Lamiales, Lamiaceae.
AUGAGUGGGAGAGGAAAGCAGAUAGAGGAAGAGGAGGGGAAUGAGAGAGAGAUGCUCCAUCAUUGGAGCCAUGAGCAUCCACUUACUUUGGUGGAAAUUCGUGAAAGAAAUUACUGUUAUGGGUGUGAAGAGCAGUUUAGUGUUGGAGAGCAAGCUUAUGGAUGCAGCACUGAGGGAUGUAACUACUCCAGUUUAUUACAUGCAGAAUGUGUUGUGGUUGCGAGAGAGAUACGCCAUCCAUCGCACCACCCUCAACACAUACUCAUCCAACGCCACGAAUCAGAAUUACGGGGGUGUGAUAUCUGUGGAAGGACUAUUUGGAGCAUUGGUUACAAAUGCUCCAAAUGUGAUUUCCAGAUGCACCUGAGAUGUGCACAAGGGGGUGGCGUGAUUGAUGAUGAUGGUGAUGAUCAAAGGCGCAGCGUAAUUCAUCAUCCAAGCCAUCCCGGCCAUGAGUUGAAGUUGUUCAAGAGAAGGUGUUCCUUCAAGUGCGAUUCUUGCUGCACCACACACGCCAAAGGGAGUUCCUCCUACACAUGCACCACACCUGCAUGUGAGUAUUGGAUCCAUGAGAGAUGUGCUUCCUUGCCUCCAACCAUCAAAAGGGAAGACCACCAUCACUCCCUCUCUUUGUCAUUUCAAGUCCCUUUUGAAUAUCUCAAUUUCAACUUCAAAUGUGACGUGUGCAACACAAUUUUGGUACCCAAUUAUUGGAUAUAUCAUUGUCAAAUUUGCAGAUUUAUAGUCCACGUCAAAUGUGCCUUCAACAAGCCGCCUCCUCGCAUCACUCUUGAUAUUGGGAGAGACAUAAUCCGUCUUCCUCUUCCAACAAAUGAGGUAGCUGAGGAGCUAAUUGCACCUUUUGUGACGAGAGAAAAAGGAGCAUUCAUGCCUAAAGAUGAUGGCGAUGAGUUGGUGAAUGUGAAAUACUAUAAGUUCAUUCAUCACCAACAUCGACUCACUUUAGUCUCAUCUGGCGAUCAAAGCCAAGAAGAAGAAGACGACGAGGAGAAUUAUGGAAAGAGAUCUGAACUGCUAUGUGAUGGGUGCAUCACUCUUAUAACUAGUAGUAAAUAUAUGAGUUGUAGUGAAUGCAAAUACAAUCUUCACGUGGCAUGCUUUCACUUGCCACCUCAACUCUCUUCUCUUCCAAUCCACCACCAGGAACACCCGCUAGUCCUCCAAUCUUUGGACAAACAUCAACCUUGGAAGUGGCAAUAUUGCAGUGUCUGUGGGUGCGGAACUAAUGGACUGUUUUACACCUGUACAAAGUGCGCCUUCAAAGUAGAUAUCAAGUGCGCUUGUAUGCCGGAUACCAUACUUCACGCAGCUCACCCGAAACAUCUCCUCAACCAUGUGACCAAGUCGGAUCUAGGCAGAGAUAUCAACCUAUGGAGCUUGUUUUGUGCAGCUAUAUGUGGCCAAAACAUAUCAUCUUAUGAUUGUUACAGGUGCAGAAACAACUCAUGUGAUUUCAUUGUGCAUGUCAGAUGCGCUUUGCUGCCGGCAUCAGUCAGCAGCCGUAGAUGGGACGAACACCACCCGCUGCUGUUGACGUACGACGCCACUCUCAACCGUCCUGGCGAUUUCUACUGCGAUCAAUGCGAAACACAAAUGAAUCCCAGGAGAUGGAUGUAUCACUGCCGCAGUUGCGAUCUAUCCUUCCAUCCAGAUUGCUUUGUAACUACAUCCGGCGAGUAUAGAAACAGGAAGUUGGGGCAGGAAUAUCAUGUGAAUGCCGCAAUUCAUCCACACCCUCUCACCUUUCAACUUCUCACCACCAAACGCCGCUGCGACAUUUGUCGUUGCAAUGAGAAUGAAAAUCAAGGAUUUUACUGUGCAUUAUGCAACUUCUUCAUUUGUUUCUACGACUGCGGUAAAAAAAUGAUCGAAGAUGGCAACAUUGUCGCCGUCGAAUGAAUGAUGAUAGGGAUGUUGUCUACCUCUUUCCACUUGUAUCUUUAUGUUUAUGCUCUUUUGAUUUGAGUUGAGUUAGUA